Molecule: messenger RNA, 2018 nt
Organism: Paramisgurnus dabryanus
Lineage: Eukaryota; Metazoa; Chordata; Actinopteri; Cypriniformes; Cobitidae
Gene: sec14l8
Product: SEC14-like lipid binding 8
Cellular component (GO): cytoplasm
Source: RefSeq, a predicted model, not a curated record
UAUGGGAGGAGACAAGAGGCAUCAUUUACAGUCUCCGGCUGACUGUGACACAGUUAUUUCUGCUUUGCGUUGUCAACAUGAGCGGAAGAGUUGGAGAUCUGAGUGUGAAGCAGGCAGAGACUUUGGCCCAGUUUCGGGAGAAGGUUCAGGAUAUUUUGCCUCAGUGUCCAUCUCAGACUGACCACUUUCUUCUCAGAUGGCUCAGAGCCAGAAAUUUCAAUCUACAGAAAGCCGAGGCGAUGUUGCGCAAGCACGUGGAGUUUCGGAAACACAUGAAGGCUGAUACCAUCACUACGGAGUGGCAGGUGCCAGAGGUACUAGACAAGUACCUCACAGGUGGCAUGUGCGGCUACGACCGUGAUGGGAACCCAGUUUGGUAUGAUGUCAUCGGGCCUAUGGAUCCUAAAGGUCUGAUGCAUUCGGCGACCAAGCAGGAUUUCAUCAAGUCCAAAAUCAGAGACUGUGAGAUGCUGCAGAAGGAGUGUGACUUACAGAGCGAACGGCUGGGUAAACACGUCGAGUCCAUUACUAUGGUCUAUGACCUUGAAGGUUUGGGUAUGAGGCAUUUAUAUAAACCUGCUGUAGAGACUUAUCAAGAGAUUCUCACUAUGUUUGAGGAUAAUUAUCCAGAGGGACUCAAGAGGUUAUUUGUCAUUAAAGCACCCAAACUGUUUCCCGUGGCUUACAAUUUGGUGAAACACUUUUUGAGUGAGGACACCCGUCGUAAGGUCGUCGUGCUGGGAUCAAACUGGCAAGAGGUGUUACAGAAGUACAUCUCUCCUGAGGAGCUUCCAGCGUACUAUGGAGGCAAACUGACUGAUCCUGAUGGUGACCCCAGAUGUAGAACCAAAAUUACAUUUGCAUCUGAGGUUCCCAGGUCUUACUAUGUUCGAGAAGCCAUUAAAACCGACUACGAUCAUUGUGUGACGAUUGGCCGUGGCUCCACCCACCAGGUGGAAUAUGAGAUACUUGCGCCAAACUGUGCAUUGAGAUGGCAGUUUUCUAGUGAUGGUGGUGAUGUAGGUUUCGGUGUCUAUUUAAAGAAGAGGAUGGGAGAGUGGGUGAAGGCUGGCCAGAUGAAGGAGAUUGUGCCAAGUGAGCGCUACAAUGCACAUCUGGUACCCGAGGACGGAUCCCUCACCUGUCCAGAACCAGGAGUGUAUGUUCUACGGUUCGACAACACUUACAGUAUUUUCCAGUCCAAAACAAUCAGGUUCUCAGUGGAGGUUCUCCUGCCUACUAAUAUAAACCAAACAGAGUUUUAAAAACGCAGUUUGAUGACACCAACAAGCAGCGGACAUAACUGAGAUUUAAAAAUCUCUGUAGCAUAACAAGCUGUCGAUCAUUUAACCAGUAUGUACUGUAUACUUCACUGAUCAUCAUGCAAAGACUGGCUGUAUGAUGCAACAACAUAUCAAAUCUUGAUUUAAGUGUGCAAUUAUUUACAUUUCAAUCUCUACUUCUUCUUUGGCAUUAAUGAAGUGUUUAUCACUAAACUCCAGUGUGGUUUAAGAACUGUAAUAAUUGUAUGGAGACCCUAAUAUAUGCUUGAAAUCUUUUAAUAUAUACAGUAUUAUUCAAGUUUGCCUUCAUGAUUUUGAUAGACUUAAGUGAUGUAUUUUUUUUUUUUUAAGAUAAUUCCUAGCUUUGAUAAGAAACUCAAAUAAACUCCUACCACUUUUACAUUAUUAUUUACUUUUGCUUGUUUUAAUAAUUAAUCAAUUUUAUGUUUACAUGAUCAUCAAAUGUUUUAGGUGUGCUGCUGUUUUCAAUUUUGGUUGAAUUUUCUCUUUUGCAUUCCACAAGUUGUAAAUGUUGUAAAAUGUUGAUCUUUCAUAAGUUUUACCUCAGGUCCUAUGUUUACACUGCCCAUAUUUGACUCCAAGAACUUGAUCUGUUUUGUCACUGUGCAUGUAUGUUUUUAUGUCUUCCUUUGAUUUUGUAAUUAUUGUAAUUUAUGAGCGCAUGAGUGUAAAUUUACUAAUGAAGUAUAUAUAAAAAUGGCAGAAACAUUCUCA